This is a messenger RNA of Blepharisma stoltei, 931 nucleotides long. NCBI's taxonomy places the organism in Eukaryota, Ciliophora, Heterotrichea, Heterotrichida, Blepharismidae. The record is from the annotation of a GenBank genome assembly.
AUGAAAACAAUCAGCCAGCUCAAAGCAGAAAGCAAGCCAGAGACAUUGCUGAGAAAAAGAGAAAGAGCUGAUGACGAAAGGAUCAGGGACCAAAUAACUAAAGAAAGAGAAGAACAGAUGAGAAGGAAAAAGGAAAGGGUUCCAAAAAUCAAAUCCAUUGGCUCAUUUAUCGCUUCUCAAAGAACUAAAAACAAAUCAGAAAAAGCGUUGCUAGUAAGAAUGAAAAGAAAGUAUACUUAACUUAGUAUCUGGUGUUUAAGGGUCUAGUGCCGCGCCCUAAUAAAUAGGGCUAGAGCAGACUAGUGACGUCACUGAGCCAUCUUGGAAUCGCGAUGGUCAGCCCAUCGGCCAAGUCUUCUAUCAAAGCUUCGCCGCACGUCUCACCUGGAAAAGAAAGUAUACAGAUAUCCCUUCUGAUGGUCAAUUAAUUUUUGCCAUAAGGAUCCACAUGUAAUGGUUAUUUAGCUCUGUGAAUGCUGCAAACCCAAUAAAGAAAGCAUUAAACACCUUAAGACUCACACAAAGAUAUACAGGUAUAUUUCUAAUUUGUGAUGAAGCUACUCAGUUGCUCUUGAAAACAGCUGAGCCAUUCAUUACAUUUGGGAAUCCAAGCCCUGCUUUGAUUGACAAGCUUAUCAGAAAACGAGCUAAAGUCAUGAAGGAUAAUUUGGAAAUUCCUUUAAAAGAUAACACAAUGGUCGAAGACGCGCUUGGGGAAGCUGGAGUUCUUUGCAUUGAUGACAUUAUUCAUGAAAUCAGUCACCCUGCAGAAAACUUUAGCAAAGUCACCAAUUUCUUAUGGUAAAACCUACUUAGCCCUUUCAAACUUAAUGUUCCACCUAAACAAUUCCUUAAAACUCCAUUCAACAAAGGAGGAGAUUAUGGGUUCAGAGCUGAACAAAUCAAUGACGUGAUUGAAAAAAUGACCUAA